CAACACUUCCUUCACCGUGUCCAGAGCAUCCAAAGGCUCGAGACUAUCUCUUGUCACGAUAACAGGCAGUUGCUGUCACCCUGGUGGAGGGCAUCCUCGUCCCGACGGUGAUGUCCCCUACAGCUCGCCACCCUCUCCCUGGAACACCUUCUACGCGGUCUCACGCUGGUCGUAGCCGCCAGAAGGUUUCCAUCGCCAACAGCACAGCUGCAAGCUCUGCAACGACAUCUCCAGCCCCAUCAACUGAAGGUAGUCAUCUCUCUGUUGACAUCUCGACUUCCGUUAGUGAUCUGGAUGAUUACGCCGAGCAUCUACUUCCAGCGUCCCUUACAUCAGCAGGAAUGAAGCUUCCCUCUGUCAACCACAAACCUCCACAUACCAGGACUAUCGACCACCGCCGAUCAUCCGGCCGAGUUCGAAAGCCGAGUGUCAAAGCUCGAGCUCAGUCUGAAGAUGUCGACAUCGACGGCUCUGCAUCCCAGAUUCUGGAAAGCGAGACCAUUGUCAUCGGAGGUACCCCAAGCAGUCGCCAAGAUACGAUGACUGGCAAUGCAAACCAACCACUUGUCACAGACCCCGCUCCUGCUAGCCAUCAUCCGCUCAAGUCUGAUCAUGGACAUGUUGUUGCAAGAUCAGACGUACCUAGGCGAAAUUCCCAAGUGGUUGACGCCGCAAUGGAUAAUGGAACCCCCCAGUCGACAUUGAUGCCAUCUCCCACUCGCAGAUCUUCGGCCAGAGAACGAAAGCCGACUCUGAAGGUGCUCGAGAUAGAGUCUCCGACACCAAAGAAACGCUCGCCACCAGAGGCCGAAGAUCCGCGCCCUACCAAAACUCUGAAAAUUACCAUCACAGAGCCAAAGAUGCCAUCAAAACUACGCUUUUCGUUGUCUUCUAGCGCUGCUGAGACAGACCGUCGUGAGGAAGAGGAACCCAUGUCGGUCACGGAGCCCAGACAAGACUCUGUGCACAAGCCGUCAAAGAUCGUCCGUCUAUCCGUUCCUAGGUUGGGCCAAUGGCUCCAAGAUCGACAAAACGCCAAAAAUCCCCCAAGACUUAGACUACGACUUUCUUCGCAACGACAGACUCGUACGAGCGAAUCUUCAAGUGAGAAAAAGGCAAACGCCCCUCCGAAAGCCAGAAAGUCCAAAGUAGCAAAGACGAAGCCUAUCGAGCUAGCUGGCCCAGCAUCUUGUUCCUUGGCUUGUCUGUCGGAUUCGGCACGUCUUCUGGCCAUGGCAGAAAUUGCACUCAUGAUGCCAGACUCGGACAAUGAAGACGAACAGGUUGUCCCCGGUAGUGCUCAAGACUGGAAGAGUUAUACUGCCGCUCUCUGUCAAUGUGCCAAUCCAGUUUCCGUGAGCAGUAGCCGAACCAACUCUGUUGAGCUCUUGCUUGCGUUGGAGCCAAACAAAGUGGCGGCCACAGUACCUCAAGAGCGCGACACGCCCGUGGAAAUGACCAAAGACAUUUUCCAGAUGCCUGUCAACACGAUUCUCAAUGCUGACGAGUCCAGGCGAGUCCAUCAAUUGCUCUCCAGUGUAACCACCGAGCACGCAAGUAAUCCGGGCGAGAGAGCAGCUUCAGAUCCUACGGCACCUAGCCCAUCCGCCGGGUUUUCUCCUGUCACUCGACGCAAUGGAAAAGGGAGAGCUACGGAGGAUGUUAGUGAGGUCAACGGAUCAAUUGAAGCAUCUGGAAGUGGCAUCUCUAUGCCAAUGUAUGCCGGAAAUAAUAUACCCCUUCUAGUAACGCCCAAGAAGACUUAUGAAGAUCGACUCCGAGAAGAUCAUGUGGCAUUGUCAGAGAUACGCAACAAAGCAACAUCAUUGGGUAUUCACUGGACCUUUAACAUGACCUUCGAUCAUAUCCAUGAGUUGGUGAUGCAAGUUGAAGAUAAGCAGGAAUCGCUUUCCACCCUAGGUCAAACAGUCGCACCAGAGAAAGGCCGAGAGGCAUCACCGGACGUGCCGAAGUACGACGCCGCCGCUGCGAAGCGCUGGGCAGACAUCAAUUUUCCCCCAUGGACCGACUGGAGUGCACACCGGGCUACCGAGCAACCCACUGCGUCAUCAAAAAUCAACGAAAUGGUAGCGCGGCCAACAGCAAGUCCAAGGACUUCGUCUGUUGCAAACAAGAGUCUGGAGAACGGGGAAGGGGAACGCCGACCUCGUUCUUCGAGUAAAGCGAAGAGCUCGCAUUUCCGAGUGGAUCCGAGAGGACUGUUGGGGGAGUCUCCCGGCCCUGGUACCAUCAUCAACAUCACGCAGAAGAAAGCUGGUGCGAGACAGCAUACCAGGAAAUCACGACGGUCUUGACCAUCAGACUGUCCUGUCCAGGAACUAGCAAAGUCAAUCAGAGAGCAAGCGGCAUAGCAUUGGGUUCGGACGAGAGCGGCUUUUUUACCCUUGUAUGUAUCAACAGUGGUUUGGGGUGAGGCAUGAAGGGUUUAUUUUCCAUUGUUGUAUUUUCCGGCGAACACAGCCUUGAAAUGAUGCCUAGAUGAUGAGGAUAUCUAGGCGGUCGCUACUCGGGUAAUAAUUGAAGUUCGGGGGCAUGGUUAGGCAUGAUGCGAGGGCAUACCACUUGGGUCGAUGAACCGACAUCACAACAACUACGCUGAGGGAAGUUAUUCAUAUUUCUGGUGUCGACUGCUCAAUUUCUCAAACGAUACCAGUUCUAGUGUUGCUUUUCAAGGAAAGUGCCUUUAACAGGUUUGGGCCAGAUGACCUGUGGUUGGUGAUCGAUUGUUGGGAAAUGCUUCGUCAAUUGGGUGGCUAGCCAAGGCCUAAUUUUAGCAACUAAGUAGAAAUGAAGAAAUCGAUGUAAUAACUUGAAUGAUCC
Molecule: messenger RNA, 2841 nt
Organism: Exophiala mesophila
Lineage: Eukaryota; Fungi; Ascomycota; Eurotiomycetes; Chaetothyriales; Herpotrichiellaceae
Exons: 1
Coding region: 111-2315 (734 amino acids)
Source: RefSeq, a predicted model, not a curated record